This is a messenger RNA of Notechis scutatus (mainland tiger snake), 374 nucleotides long. RefSeq names its product gametocyte-specific factor 1. NCBI's taxonomy places the organism in Eukaryota, Metazoa, Chordata, Lepidosauria, Squamata, Elapidae. The record is from RefSeq and is a predicted model, not a curated record.
AACCACCCAGCAGCCUUCUCACGUCUCUCAUGGAUCCAGAACGGCUGGUUCAGUGUCCCUAUGACAAAAACCAUCAGAUCAGAGCCAGCCGUUUCCCUUAUCACUUGGUGAAGUGCAAGGAGAACAAUGGGAAGAUCGCUAGAAAACUAGCAACAUGCCCCUAUAAUGCUCGCCAUAGAAUUCCCAAGGAAGAAUUCAAUUCCCAUCUUGAAAAUUGUGAGAAUAAAAUUGCUCUGGAUGUGUCCAACGGGGCUACCAAUCUAAACAUGGGAAUCAAAGAGGAAACUGGUGUGCAAUGCUCACCUUCGCAGGAAGACUGGGAAGCUGAUGCUGAUAAAUGUCCUGCUCCUCUUUUUGUUUUUGGGAAAAGGUGA